Homarus americanus (American lobster) is the source of this 1385-nucleotide messenger RNA. It is a transcript of the gene UBL3, whose product is annotated as ubiquitin-like protein 3. The record is from RefSeq and is a predicted model, not a curated record. Gene Ontology annotation, molecular function: protein binding. The transcript has 4 exons. NCBI's taxonomy places the organism in Eukaryota, Metazoa, Arthropoda, Malacostraca, Decapoda, Nephropidae. Bases 16 to 366 code for a protein of 116 amino acids.
UGAGGAGAGGUGGUCAUGUCGGUAAAGAUCAAUCUCCGCCUCAUACUGGUGAGCGGAAAGACGAAAGAGUUCCUCUUCAGCCCUAGUGAAUCAGCGGGGGACAUAGCACAGUUUGUCUUUGAUAACUGGCCCGAAGAAUGGGCAGAUGAAAGUGUUAGCAAGGCAGAAAUUUUACGUCUGAUUUACCAAGGGCGGUUUCUUCAUGGAAACGUAACGUUAGGAGCACUGGGACUCCCAGCCGGCAAGACUUGUGUCAUGCAUCUUGUUCCCAGAGAGAACCUACCAGAGCCCAACUCUCAAGAUCAACGGCAGAAGAGCAAGGGCGGAUCCUCGAGCUGCUGUUCAGCCUCCUGUGCUAUCCUCUAGUGAUCCAUGGAAUUACCAUCAUUGGCCCCACGUCACCAACGACCACAUCUCUAAGUCACAGCCACACUUACCAUCCACUGCCUAUCCAACAACAGUCAGCAUCAUCACCUGGAAUGACCUCAGAAUACGGCUAGAUUAUGGCCAGAGUAACUUGGCUCCAUAUGUCAGGCUCUGGUGACUUGUUAAUGUAGUGUUGUUUCCUCACACCUUGACGAUACACAAUACCCUUUACAGUAACAGUGUAUUGAAAAAGUUGGGCUCUUGUGUUUUAAUAACAUAACACAAUGCUACUGUUUAAACUGGUACUUUACAGUGUAGUGUUGAUGUGCAAGUGACAGUUGCAAUAACUGUUCACAGAGACUAUUAUUAUACUGCAUGAUCAUCACUCAAGGUGGCCUUCAUGAGAGCCCAAAACAAAGAAAUAUGUAUGUAAGUGCUGUAAAAAGGACUAGUGUAACAAACUGGUGUAUUCUUGUGACAGGUCACAUGUUAAAAAGCUCCCUCCAGCUAUCCUGUAUAAUCCCAGAUACCAUGUAUCAGUAAACCAUUUUGCUACCUGGUAUACUGUCUUGCAAGUUAAACAAAGCUGAAGCUGGUGUUAAAUUGAACAAUUUGUUAUUAUUUUAUGCUUAUUGAUGAAAAACUCUGUUUGGUAUUUUCAAAUGGGCAAUGACAAGUCAUAGUAAUGAGUAAUGCAAAGGAUGAUGCGAGAACUUUUCCUUGGAGGGGGUUAGUCUGUGAUGAACUUCUUCCUUGUUGUUCUCCCAGUUUGAUGGCGGGGACAUGAUUGUGAAGUUAUCAGUUGUUUAAUUCAAAAUAUAAUAGUUCAUGUGUUAAGGACACUUUCAGAGAAAGUUAUACAGGUGAAGAGUAUAUUGUGUCUUCUUGCAAUAUAGGAAUAUGAACUCCAUGCAUUUUGGAGUGACAAGUUUCAGAGCUUUCAUCCAGUGAUUGAUGAUGGGUUUUGUAGGCACUGGUACAAUUCAUGAUUGUACAUAUAUAUAUAUAUAUAUGAUAAG